Molecule: messenger RNA, 2640 nt
Organism: Cladocopium goreaui
Lineage: Eukaryota; Dinophyceae; Suessiales; Symbiodiniaceae
Source: the annotation of a GenBank genome assembly
AUGUCUGCUGAAAAGCAGCUGGACGCUGCACAGAAAUUCCUACGUGGAAUUACCUCCUUGGCUUCCUACGCGGAAGUCAGGGAGAAGCAGGCGCUUGGAGCGCAGCGUUCGCUUGAAAAGGUUGCAGCUUUUACUGUUGCUCAAGCGGCAACAUGGCUAGGAGCCUUGCAGGAAGAAUUGUGGUCCACUGCCCAAGUGGCAACCUUUCGUGAGAUCGUGGCACAGAAGGCAAGGCCUGUAGAGGCAGACAACAGCAAGGCGGCGACGCAAGAUUUUACCUUGCUUCCGUUCUAUCUUACCGAUGAGCUGGGGCAGGACAUUGGCAAUCCAGCCGUGGAUUCAGAUCGUUUGUUGUAUAGGCUGUGUCAGCAUGCUGCGAAGAUGUCAUUGCGAAAUGCAUCGGAAGCAACGAAAGCAACCUUGGUGGUCAUGUCGAAAUGGAUCGCCUGCAACCGUGGUCUGACACCAAAGGAGCAGUAUGAGUUGUAUUGUCGUCACAAGCCGUUGGUGACGAAGUACUUGGUGGGUGUCGCCAGUGGCAAGUAUCUCUUAGAUUUGCCGUUGGAUUCGCAGGAUUUGGACGAAGGUAUUCGGACGCGUGUGUUUCCUACGGGGAAGCCACAGCAGUGUGCCAUGGCACAAGACAUUCGUGAUUACGUAUGCCAUAUGCCUUUGCGGAAGGACAAUCGUCUUUUGGUUGGUGACACCCAAGUGGUGUCAGCCAGCAGGGUUUCUGGCGGAGGCGGGAUGGCAGUGGAAGAUUUUUGCAAAGUUCUGGAAGCAUGCAGUAAAACGUUGCAACCGCAUCAUGAGAGGAUGCAAUCGUGCCCGUUAAAUUCUUCGAAUGCAAAUGGAACAAGUGGAGAAAGCCAGGCAUCUCUCUUGGCGAUUUGCGAUCGCCCAAGGGCGGAGGAGGAGGUAGUGACCCUUCCUAAGGAGGAAGAACAGUCACAGCCCAAACCGCUCACCAUGACAGUGGAAGAUCAGUUAGCGGCAUUGCGGCAGGAUUUGCCUCCUUCAGCGGGACUCAAGCGGCCCGCAGCGUCUUUGCCAAGUGCAAAGGUGCCGAAGGCGAAGGGAAGGCCACGCAAGGUUUGCCCCGGUCAGGUUCCGAGCAAGCAAGGAGCCGUGAAAAAGGUUUUGAAGAGACCAGCGGCUGCACAGGCAGCUGCCGUUGUUCCAGGCCCAGCAACCUCACGGGGAGCAGGGUCACGAAAGAGUAGCGCUGUGUCGACACGGGACACGCGUGCUCUGGCUCUGUCACGCGCAGAGCGGCGAGAGCGGGUGAUGGCGCUUGUGCCACGCGCCAAGCGGCAAGAAUACAAGGGUGGCUGUGCCAAAUGCAGAUUCACCGCGGGAUGUACGCCAUCUUGCUGGCGUGAGCGGUUUUUGGCUCGAGUUUGUGUGGGUCGCGCGUGGGCCGGCCGGAAGGGGAGCCGCUGGACUAGGCAGGUUCUCAUGGCGCCGAAGAAGGAUGUGAAGGAAGAGAACGACGACUCGGAGUACACGUACUUGACAGAGGAGGAAGAGGAAGAGCCGGAACCUUUGCCGCCCACGAAGGCACCUGCUCCGGUCUCACCGAACGAAAAGGCCGCGGUGGCAGCUGUGCGCGUCUACGAGGCGCGGGCAGCGAAGGAUGCGGCGUCAAGCAGUGAUGACCGUGGGCCACGUGCUCGCGGCGCUGCCUCCCCAAGUCCGGCGCGCCGGGCACGGCGCGAGCGGUCACCGGAAGCGGAGCCGCGUAGGUCGCGGGUGCCGGAUCGGCGCGACCAUCGAGAGACAGCGCCGUUUCCGUCCUUACCACCUCCCGCUCCGGGUUUGCCACCGCCACCUCCUCCGGAGUCGCCACGGCGGAAUUGGAUGACCAAGUGUCGUAAGCAGCGGUGCCCGCAUUGCUGGCAGAAGGUGGGCUCCGGAGGUUCCACUUCGGGCAUGUCCCAACAUAUGUACUGGAAUGAGCUGUGUCUGGCGUGGCAAUGUUACGGAGAUGGGACGCGGUGCUCCUGGGACGAAGCGGUCGGCCGAGCCCAUGAGGUGAAGCUGGCCAGAGAGCGAGAGGAAUAUGCUGAGCUCGGCGAGGCGGUCAUGCCAGCUCGCUCGCGCCAGCAGCGCCAAGCCAAGGAGGAAGCAAAGGAAAAGGGACGUUCGGGGCAUGAGGGUCUUCCACGUGAAGAGACGGAGAAGCGCCAGGAGCAUCAAGGGGGCCAUGCGGAUGAUCCACGCGAUCUCCCGGAGAAGGCGGAGAAGGUGCGUCGGCGCCGUGCAGAUAUCCCACGGGAACGCGACGAGAAGGGGGAGACGGGGCGUCGCCGAAAGCACAAGAAGCAUCGUCACCGCCGCCGCUCCCCAUCACCUGAUGUUCGUGCCGGACCUAAGGGUCCCAAGGAGCCGCCGUCGGACGAUGAAGAUCGAGACACGGGUCCGGCUAAGCGCCGGACCGCUCCGGACGAAGUAUGGAUCAAAGUGCCACGACGAGAGCCGAGCAAAAAGACCGGGAUGGCAUGGGACGUCUCCGAUCUGCCAUUCCGCAGCAACCCUUUGGGGACUUUUCUGCUACGUGGAGCAAAGUCCAACAUUGUCUUGACUCUGCAGCUGAAUGGGCUUGCGCGCACGGACGCGCUGACCAGUGCAGAGUGCUGA